Molecule: messenger RNA, 1290 nt
Organism: Debaryomyces hansenii CBS767
Lineage: Eukaryota; Fungi; Ascomycota; Pichiomycetes; Serinales; Debaryomycetaceae
Product: zinc-dependent alcohol dehydrogenase
Exons: 1
Coding region: 1-1290 (429 amino acids)
Molecular function (GO): zinc ion binding; oxidoreductase activity
Source: RefSeq, a predicted model, not a curated record
AUGUCUUCUACACAAAACAGUGAAAACGCUCCUAUGCGCUCUGUCGUUGAUACCGAUUACAAGGAAUCAGGUUCUGAGAUGAUGGCUUUGCAAUGGUUCGGAAAAGAAGAUGUCGCUGUCGGCAAGGUGCCUAUCCCGGCCAUAACUAAUGACACAGACGUCAUUGCCAAAGUAACAGGUACCACAAUCUGUGGAUCCGAUUUGCACCUCUAUCAUGGAGAGAUAAUGGAAUUGAAAAAAGGUGAUGUGCUUGGGCAUGAAUGGUGUGGAAUUAUAGAGGAUGUUGGCCCGAGUGUUCAGAACUUCAAAAAGGGGGAUAGAGUUGUUUCUAGUUUUCAAAUUGCUUGUGGCGAAUGCUUUUAUUGCAGAGAUAACUUAUCGUCUAUGUGCGACAAAACAAGCACAUCAAGAGUGCAAGAACUGAUGUAUGGGACGGCUGUCAGUGGGAUCUAUGGCUACUCCCAUUUUACUGGUGGUUAUGCUGGGGGACAGGCGGAGUACGUCCGUGCUCCGCGUGCUGAUUACAACUUAUUGAAGAUACCUGAUAAAGUGCCUGAUGAGAAGGCAUUAUACUUAUCUGACAUUGUUCCUACAUCCUAUCAUAGCGUGGUUUGUGCCGAUGUUAAGAAAGGAGAUACCGUAGCUAUUUGGGGCUUAGGACCAAUUGGGUUAUGUGCCUUAAGAUGGGCACAGCUUAGAGGUGCUAAGAGGGUUGUUGGUAUUGAUAAUGUUGAAAGUCGCUUGGCUAAAGCUCAAUCCAUGGGAUGCAAGGUUCUUAACUUCAAAGAUAUAGAUGUAGUUAAAGAAAUUCUUAACAUUGUGCCAGGAGGAGUAGACUCGAGUAUUGAUGCUGCCGGAUUUCGUUACGCAAACAAGUUGACGCAUAAUAUUCAGCGGACUCUUGGACUUGAGACAGAUACGUCUGAGGUUAUAAACGAGGCCAUAAAAGCUACCAGAAAGUUUGGAACUAUUGCUUUGGUGGCAGAUUACGCAGGAUUCGCAAACCAGUUUUUAAUUGGGGGUUUAAUGGAAAAAGGUAUCACCUUGAGAGGAUGUGGACAGGCUCCUGUACAGAAAUAUUGGCAUGAGCUAUUGGAGAAGGUUGAGGCUGGUCUUUUCGAUCCUACAUUUAUUUUGACUCAUAGGUUUCCAAUCGAAGAGUUUAAGGAAUUAUAUCAAGCUUUCGAUAAAAAGAAAGGAGGAAUCGGAAAGGUCUUUGUUCAGACUAGAUUUUCUUCACCUCCUUCUGAAGGAACACCUUCUUUGUCACAUGUAAAUGAACUUUUGUGA